AUGGCAAGCCCUCCUGUUCCGAUUUUACCAGCCGUGAAUACAUACGAGAGUCAGCCGCGACGGUCUAUACCUCUGUCGCUGCCGCCGCCACCACCGCCACAUCAUCACUCCCCAGUGACAUCUACCCCCGGCAGCGGCACCAGGCCAGAUUCACAUAGUGGUCAACGUAAUGUCGGGGCUUCAGUGUGUUCAAACAGUCCUUCUGCUGUUGACUCCAUGACAGCGGUCAUCGACGAGGGGACGAGUACUGAAGAGUUCUUUGGGAAGAGCAGUGCAGGCUCUUUCACCGCUCAGAUCAAAAAAGCCAUCGACGUGAAGCUAGGGAAGUCUACAAGCUCAAGUGACAAUGCGUCAAAUAUAUCUCGGUCGGCUGGGGUCAUGGGCCCUGCCUCAGUCGCAUCACCAGACUUCUCAUACGUUCUACCCCCACGGAGGCAGGCUGAUCAUCUUAUAGAGCUGUACUGGUUCUACGUUGAUCCGCUGUAUCCGUUCUUGGACAGGAACCGAUGGACUCGUGCUUAUAAUGCAAUAUUCUCCGGAACGGCCAUGGACUUGAAUGAGCGAGUCUUCGUCGCUACGCUGAACGUCAUCUUGGCCCUAUCCACCCAACUCGUCGAAUCGCAUUCGUUAGAACAGCGAGAACAGUCGAGUGACACAUACUUUCAGAGGGCACAGGAGUUAUUGCCAAUGAGCCCCUGGGAACCCGGGUCUCUCGAAUUGGUGCAGUGUUUACUGGUAACGAGCCAGUAUCUUCAGAGCACAUAUAAUCCUCAUCAGACAUGGAUGGUUAUUGGCUCUGCCAUCAGGAUGGCCCAGGGAUUGGGACUUCACCUGCCCGAGACCUCAGCGAAUCGUUCGGACCCUGGCGAGCGAGAGUUGUUGCGCAGGAUAUGGUAUGGUUGUGUUCUAAUGGAUCGCAUGGUAUCUGUGACCCAUGGCCGCCCUGCCAUGAUCUCCCAGCAUCCUGCAAAAGACGUGCCACAUCCAGCGGAAGCUUCAAACGCCCAGAACGGAAUGCAAGGUUUGGAAUAUUACAGCUUCUUUGUGAGAUCAGUGCGACUUUACGAGAUUAUCCACAAGACCAUGAUCGCAUUCUAUGACGGCUCACAGGGAAAUCGUACGAAGGAGAAGGAAUCACAUUUUGACCUUGAAGGUGUAGAUGGCGAGGACGAAGACCUUGACAGAGUGGUCCAACUGGAUCGCUGUAUCAGCAGAUGGCAGUCAAAGCUACCAGAUCAUAUCAGGUGGGAGUUGCUGGAGUCAAAUAAGGAUGAAAUUGCGCGUCGCCAGGCUGUAAUUCUUCGGAUGAGAUUCCUCCAUGCACGUAUCUUGCUACUGCGGCCAGUCCUUUCCAGAUUCUGCCUCACACAAUCUCCCCAGGACAAAAAGCCCAUGGACGAUAAUCUCCAAGCUCGUGUCGUUCAACAAGGCGCAAUGUUCUGCGUCACGACAGCUCAGAAUAUGAUCAACACUCUGGUAAAGCACCAAACACAAGAUGGCACCGUUGGUCUGCUUCCGGCCUGGUGGUAUCGAGUAUACUACAUCUACUCCGCUGCUACAGUCUUGAUAGCCGCCAAACUUCGACCAGAUGUCUUCUCGGCCGUGGAAAUCGGGAGAUCUUGGGGCCAAGCUAUUUCAGUACUCAAGGCUCACGAGCAAUUUGGCCAGUCUCCUCGCCGGUGCGUUGCAGCGCUACAUAUUCUUUCUUCAAAGAUCUUGCAAGCAACGCCUCGUGGUUCACCGGGACGUGAAACGACGAACACUAACAGACUCGGCGAAGGGAACAACCCAGGCCUCCCUCAGCAACCGAUGCCGAACAUGCAAGUUCCGGAUCUUGUUCAGCGACUUGCCGAGGAGUUUCAAACCCCAAUACCGGACUUUAAUCCCCAAGAGCUUGCAGCGUUCAACUUGGAUGUAAAUGAUAUGUCAUGGCUGAACGAUGUUCAAGGAGUUUGGGAGCUUUUAAACGAAUAA
Molecule: messenger RNA, 1974 nt
Organism: Fusarium fujikuroi IMI 58289
Lineage: Eukaryota; Fungi; Ascomycota; Sordariomycetes; Hypocreales; Nectriaceae
Product: related to C6 transcription factor
Exons: 3
Coding region: 1-1974 (657 amino acids)
Biological process (GO): DNA-templated transcription; positive regulation of transcription from RNA polymerase II promoter by galactose
Cellular component (GO): nucleus
Molecular function (GO): DNA-binding transcription factor activity, RNA polymerase II-specific; RNA polymerase II cis-regulatory region sequence-specific DNA binding; zinc ion binding
Source: RefSeq, a predicted model, not a curated record